UGGAAACAAACGGUUACUCUCACUGUCUUGAUCUUGACACCAUCGUUGUUGCAUACAAAAUUCUUCUUCCAACGUUAAUGCGACCGAACCGGUGAAAUAUUGUAAUUCUGGUGAUUUCAUCCAUUCGUGAUAUCUGAAAAAAUAAUAGUGAAAUAAUUCAAUAAUCCAUAAUGAAAACAAAGAAUCCGACAAGUUUGAAUGUACAUUCUACCACGAGUAAGAGUGACAGACAAUUUAAAAAUGGCGGAAAUUGUUUUAGGGUAAAACAUUGUCAAUAAUCGACCAGUAGUUUAACGAUACCAGCCUUUUAACAUGUUUUUCCUUGUAAGGUACUAAAAUUACGUUCGUGCCAAUAAUUUUAAGAAAUUCGUUGUCUUUCAUAAUCGAAGAUUAGUUGAUAUCGAAGCUAUUGAGGGAAUGAAUCGACUGCAAUAUUCAAAAUUUAAGAGGUUACGUUCGUCGUUCUGCCAUAUUGGAUGCAAAGUUUGCACUACUGAUAUGAUCUAGGAUUCUUAACAAGUAAAUUCAUUUCUCUUAUUUUCUUGCCAUUUGUAAUUGUAACUCGAGGCGUAGUUGCCGAAGGGUAAAACAAUUCGGAAAAGAUGGCGUAUAAUUUUCCGGGUGUACCAACGGCUGCUAUGCCACCAAUGGGUAUGGGACCUAUGGGGCCGCUUGCUCCAAUCGCAGGACCACAAAGUUUUAUGGAAUUAGCUAGUCAAGGAUUUCCUCCACUACCACCACCAAUACCACUGCCUGGAAUGAACGAUUCACCUUUAGAAUUUAGCACAAAUAAAAAUCAACCUCCGCUAGCCAGAGAGUCUUCAGAUGACAAUAACGAUAAGAGAAGUGAAAAGAAUGAUAUUAGACGGGAAAGAGAGAAUAGAGAGGGUAGAGAUAAUCGAGAUAACAGAAGAUCUAGAAGCGAAAGAAGCGACAGAAGGGAGAGAGAUCGGGAAAGAAGAGAAGAAAGAAAUGAUAGGGAUAGAAGAGAGGAACGAAGACCAGAAGAACGAAGCGGUAUAAAAUCCUCGACGAGUAACAAUAGUAGUCAUAAUAAUAAUUCAAACGGUAAUGAACUUCCUCCAUCGUCGAAUACCAGCGGAACUUCGAAUAUAGGUGCUCAAAUGGAACAAGCUACGGGUGUUUGGGGAAUGGGUGUAGGAUAUCCUGUAAUGGGCAUGGGUCCUAUGGGACCAAUGGGACCUAUGAUGAGCGAAAUGACUCUAGGUCCGCACAUGGGACACACGCAUAGUUACGGUCCUAUGAGUAUGGGAAUGAUGUCGCACGACGGUAGUAUGAUCGGAGCACAGAUAUUAGGACCAGAACAAAUAAUGAGCGACGCUGCUCAAAUAAUGAGCGGUGCCUUACCUCCUCCACCGACGGCAACACAAGGUACCAAAGAAAUCAUACAUUGUAAAAGUUGUACUCUGUUUCCACCGAAUCCAAAUGCACCGCCCCCAACGACCAGAGAAAGGCCUCCAGGGUGCAGAACAAUUUUUGUGGGAGGCUUGCCAGAAAAUAUUACAGAAACGAUCAUUCAAGAAAUAUUCGAAAGAUGCGGAGAAAUAACGACAUUGCGUCUUUCGAAGAAAAAUUUUUGUCACAUUCGUUUUGUACUUGAGAGCAGCGUCGAUGCGGCUAUCUACUUGUCCGGGUACAGAGUUAGGAUAGGAUCUAGCGGCGAUUCCGUGAAUACAGGCAGGCUACACGUAGACUUUGCUCAGGCUAGAGACGAUCAAUACGAGUGGGAAUGCAGACAACGUCAACUACAAAGAGAACAACGACAUAGAGAAAGAGUCGAGCAGGAAAGGCAACGAGCUCCGUCUAGUCCACCACCGGUUGUACAUUACACGGACCACGAGGCGUCGAACAUUUGCGAAAAGAUCAAACAGGACGAUACAUUUAUGAAAGCGGUGCAAGUUGUCGUGACGUGGCUUGAACGCGGGGACUGUACUAAACGCAACGCCAACACGUUUUAUUCGAUGAUUCAGUCGACAAAUUCUCACGUUCGACGAUUACUUACGGAGAAAGUUGCGUACGAAGAGGAACUUCAGAAGGCGAAAGAAUUAAUGAAGGGGAGGAUGCAAGGACUCCUAAUACAAUUCAGUCAGAUUGAACGCGUGUUUACUGCGGCCAGCCACAAGAAGGUCUGGGAUCACUUCACAAAGGCUCAGCGGAAGAACAUCGAAAUGUGGAAGAAACAAUCCUCGGAAAUCAAAGCGGUGCAAUUGGAAGAAAGUUUGAUGGAGGGCGAAGGAGAAAUGGAAGUAUCCGACUCCGAGGAAGAGCCGCAACGCAAGAAAUCGAGGAAUCAAUCGGACGUCCAUGACGAUUCUGAAAGACUGCAGGCACUCAAAGAAGAAAACGACAGUCUUCGAUGCCAAUUGGAAGCUUAUAAAAACGAGGUCGAUUUAUUGAAAUCCGAGACAAAAAGCGAUAUUGACGCCAAGGAGAAACAAAUGAAAAUGUUGCAGCAAACUUUGAAAGGAAUGCAAGAGCAGUUGAUGCAAUCGAGAAAGCAGCAGGCGCAAGACGAUCAAAAGAUCAAAGAUUUGACCGUGAAAUUGAAUGCCACUAAAAAGGAAGAACCCAGAGAAAGCGAAAUCAUUACAUUGGAUAAAGACGACGACAUAAACGAGGAACCCCGAACUCCGAAACAAUUAACUUUAACAUCCAGUUCGGUUCAAAUUACCCAAAAGGAUGCUAAACUUAUAGGAUUAAUAGCGACGUUUUUGCAUAUUCAUCCGUUCGGUGCGAGCGUAGAUUAUCUAUGGUCCUAUCUACAAAAAAUGGAACCCGGCAUUAAACCGAACGAAGUGGAAGCACUAAUGCAACGAUUUCCACAAGUCUUUAAGCAAGAUUUGUUUGGAAUUGGAGCCAAUAUGGAAAGACGUUGGCAGUUUUCAGGUUUCAACGUUUACCGUAGUCAUUGAAACUGAUGAACCGAUUCAAUAAGGGAUUUUUUAACAUUUUGUGAACGGGUUACAUCUCCUUUUCUGCAGCUUUUCAUCUUCUGAUAUUCUGUUUAGCGGAAAUUUGUUUUAAAAUGCAAUCGACCUGCCAAAAGUUUGUAAGUUAAAUCUGUAAAUUCAAUUAUAGGUUAUUCGUUUGAUAAUUAGUCGUUCAACUUACGAAAAAGUUUCUUAAUCUCGCAUGGAAGACUGUUGAUCCAACGAACAGGAUAAGAAAGACAGAACAGUUUCCAGUAGCCUGUAUCAAUUUGGUAAUCGACGAUAUUAAGUCGAUCGAACGGUUACCUGCAAUUUCUUGACGGUGUCUUUUGUUCAAUUUCGUUGGAACGCAAAUUCGUAUGUUCCGUAAACAAUGCAGACGGAACGUUUCAAAUUGUUUGGUAAUUACUAUUUUUGCGCUAUUACGAUAUUGCGUAUAUCGACGUGUACAUGUGUCCAAUGUUGUUACAUUUACACUUAUCGUAUACAAAGUUCAACAAUCGAUAGAUAGGUCCGAAAGUUGAACAUAUCGUCAACGCAUCGUUCUUUUUAUAUCAACAAUUACAUAUAUUUCAUGGUUGAACGUAUUCGUACGUUUCAGCUCGAGUAAUCCUAAUAAAAAAAUGUUUGAUGUAAAUUUAUUAUCAACGCAAGUAAAUGUACAAAAGUAGUAGCGUGUAUCUUUAUAUCAGCAUAUGUGUACAUUCUAUUUUAUUCUAUUCUAUUUUCGAACAAAACAUUAUUGCUGUUCUUAUGACACACUUCGUAUCGUAAUCAAAUCAAUUUUUCAAUGUUUUCAUAACUAUAUUGUGCAAUUUUAUUUGUAGCUCUUUUUAUCAUCGAAAUGAAUUUCAAAGUUAAGUCGACUAGGAAAUAAAGAAGACGAUUGAUUUGUA
Molecule: messenger RNA, 3847 nt
Organism: Megalopta genalis
Lineage: Eukaryota; Metazoa; Arthropoda; Insecta; Hymenoptera; Halictidae
Product: ecto-NOX disulfide-thiol exchanger 2
Biological process (GO): ultradian rhythm
Cellular component (GO): external side of plasma membrane; plasma membrane
Molecular function (GO): oxidoreductase activity; RNA binding
Source: RefSeq, a predicted model, not a curated record